UUACAACCCAAAGAACGAAAAAAAAAAAAAAAAACCGAAAACCCCGCAAACAAACACAGAAGCCCCACCGCCCCUCCCCCAUUCCCACCUCGCCGGAAUCUCAUGAAACCCUAAAAAUUUAACUCCGAGAGCUCUUCAAGCUCUCAAAUUUUCUCCUCGUCUGGUGUUGCUUCUGGUUUCUAGGGUUUAAGCGGUCUUCUAUACGCUGAUAGGGAGGGAGGGAGGGAGGGAGAGAGAGAGAUUAUUCUUAUACGUAUCGAGAAAUGUACGUGGUGCCGCCACCUCUGCAAUCCGAUUCUGGAUCGGCUGGCGUUGGGUCCGAUGAUUUACGGGUCUAUCAAACUUGGAAAGGCAAUAAUAUAUUCUUUCUUCAAGGGAGGUUUAUAUUUGGACCAGAUGCAAGAUCACUUGCACUGACUAUAUUCCUGAUUGUUGCUCCAGUUUCAGUUUUCUGUCUCUUUGUUGCUAGAAAACUGAUGGAUGAUUUUUCUGAUCACUUGGGAGUAUCAAUAAUGGUCGUUGCUGCUGUAUUCACCGUAUAUGUUUUAGUUCUUCUCCUGCUAACCUCUGGAAGAGAUCCUGGCAUAAUUCCCCGCAAUGCACAUCCUCCAGAACCAGAAGGCUUUGAUGGAACUGCAGAUGUUGGUGCUGGUCAAACUCCACAGUUACGUUUGCCACGAAUUAAGGAGGUAGAGGUCAAUGGAGCAGUUGUGAAGAUAAAGUAUUGUGAUACUUGCAUGCUUUACAGACCUCCUCGCUGUUCACACUGUUCAAUAUGCAAUAACUGUGUAGAACGAUUUGACCAUCACUGUCCUUGGGUUGGGCAAUGUAUUGGGUUGAGAAAUUACCGAUUCUUCUUCACGUUUGUCUUCUCAACAACUCUUCUUUGUAUAUAUGUUUUUGUGUUCUGCUGGGUCUACGUCAGGAGGAUCAUGUUAUCAGAGCACACAUCAAUUUGGAAAGCAAUGAUCAAAACCCCUGCCUCCAUUGUUCUAAUAGUUUACACUUUCAUAUCAAUGUGGUUUGUCGGUGGCCUUACUGCCUUCCAUUUAUAUCUCAUUAGUACUAAUCAAACUACUUACGAGAAUUUUAGAUACCGAUAUGAUAGGAGAGCAAAUCCCUAUAAUAAAGGCGUGGUUGAGAACUUUAAAGAAAUCUUUUGCUCCAGUAUUCCUCCUUCCAAGAACAAUUUCGGGGCAAAGGUACCAAGAGAACCUUUACCAACUCGACCAAUUGGUGGAGGUUUCAUGAGUCCUAAUAUGGGGAAAGCUGUGGAUGACAUAGAAAUGGGCAGGAAAACAGUGUGGGGAGAUAUGGGUGCUAUGGCUGAUCAUGGUGAGGGGCAACUCGCAAACAAUGAUCGCUUGAACAUAAAGGAUGGUGAAUUAAGUGAGGUAUCCCCAGACAUAAGGACUGUAGUGGAGGAAGGGGACCACAGUGGAAUACAUCCAAGAAGAUCUAGCUGGGGUAGAAAAAGUGGAAGCUGGGAGAUGUCACCUGAAGUUCUUGCCUUGGCGGCCAGAGUAAGGGAACCAAACCGUGCGUGUGGGAGUGGCAGUGGUAGCUUGACAACUGAGAACCGAGUUUCAUAGCCUGAAAUUUGUCUUAUAACUAAUCCAAUAGAUUCAUGGGGAUUUGAUCAGUUGAGUACAAGGUGAGACCAUUUGAGUCCAUGCUCCAAACUAUGUUAUGUGCAGUAUGGGAGAACCUUUUUAGCCGAGUGUUUGGAAGAAUUGGUUUGGUCAUUGUUCUUGUGGGGGGUGUGAUGGAAUGAUGUAUUGUUGUAUGAGUGGGACUUCUUUUUCUUUUCUCUUAUUCGAUUUUUCGUUUGUAUUUGUGGAAUUAGUUAGCAUAUAAUUUUAUUUCAUUUCACUUGUGUAACAA
Molecule: messenger RNA, 1884 nt
Organism: Hevea brasiliensis (rubber tree)
Lineage: Eukaryota; Viridiplantae; Streptophyta; Magnoliopsida; Malpighiales; Euphorbiaceae
Product: probable protein S-acyltransferase 7
Exons: 5
Coding region: 264-1592 (442 amino acids)
Biological process (GO): peptidyl-L-cysteine S-palmitoylation; protein targeting to membrane
Cellular component (GO): Golgi apparatus; endoplasmic reticulum
Molecular function (GO): protein-cysteine S-palmitoyltransferase activity
Source: RefSeq, a predicted model, not a curated record